AGCCAAAGAGAAACAUCAAUAUGCUGCGCAUCGAAAUUCACCUCCUGGCUUUGGGACUUCUGGGCUAUCAGGUGCUUGGGUUGGAGGCAGCCCAGUCCCUUCAAUGCUACAGCUGUGAGGGUAUCAACUGCCAGCGCACAACACGUCUCAAUGCCACGACCACUUGCAGCGAUCAAUUGGACCUAUGUGUAACUGUCUACGAUGGCUUUGCUGUUAGGGAACGUGGAUGUCUUCUGCAUCUUUCGGUCGAAUCGCGUGCCAAAUGUGGGAAUGCGGACGCCAAGGAGUGCCAGAAGUGCAGUGGCAGUCUGUGCAACGACAAAGGACGCGUCGAUUUCAGAUGCGUACAGUGCAAGGGGAGUGAGAACGCACAGUGCAACACGGCGGCAAGCACCCUAACACCGGAGCCUUGUGAAGUGCCAACUUCUCCGAAUUCCUAUUGCUAUAUCCGACAAACGUCAGACGUGGAUGUCCAGCGCGGCUGUUCUGUAAAAGUUAAGGACCAGGUGGAUUGUCUUGCCGACUCCAAAUGCUCCUUGUGCUUAUCAGAGGAUGGACUGGGGUCUGGGGCUUGCAAUUCCUACGACCUCGACCUUGUACGAUCGGGUGCGGCUGCUCCUCAGAUUCUGCUGAGCUUUGUUGGAGUUCUGGCCGUGGUGGCUAUCAAAUUUUUUAAUUAGAUUAAAAUAAUAUUAACGCUUAAUAAUAAAAUCGUGUUUGUUGGGCAAUUUGA
Molecule: messenger RNA, 733 nt
Organism: Scaptodrosophila lebanonensis
Lineage: Eukaryota; Metazoa; Arthropoda; Insecta; Diptera; Drosophilidae
Exons: 3
Coding region: 21-680 (219 amino acids)
Source: RefSeq, a predicted model, not a curated record